AUGUCUCCCAGAAACUCCUACGAUCCCGAGGACGGGAUCGAUAAGAGCUACGUCGACAAUGUAGAAGUCGUGGCCAACGCCGACAGACCCAAUCCGAGGAAAGAGGCUCCUGCAUAUGUCGCUGGCCUUAGUCCAGAGGAGCGCCAGAAGGCCGAAAGGGCUCUCGUUCGCAAGAUUGAUAUUCGUCUUCUUCCUAUGCUUGUUAUCAUGUACAUUCUCAACUAUCUGGAUCGGAACAACAUUGCAGCUGCUCGGCUUGCUGGUCUUGAAGAGGACCUGGGCAUGAAGAAAAACAGCAACCAAUACCAAACUGCCGUCAGUAUUCUGUUUGUUGGUUAUUUGCUGAUGCAGAUUCCAUCCAACUUGAUGUUGAACAAGUUCGGAAAGCCCGCCAUCUACCUCCCCUGUUCGAUGAUUCUUUGGGGUAUCAUCUCUACGGCCACAGCUGGUGCUCAGAACUUUGCUGGACUGGUUGUGACUCGCUUCUUCCUUGGUUUCGUUGAGGCCGCUUAUUUCCCUGGUUGCCUUUACUUUUUGAGUGCCUGGUACACUCGUAAAGAGCUGGGAUUCCGCACUGCCGCCCUCUACUCCGGUUCUCUGAUCUCCGGCGCUUUCUCUGGUCUCAUUGCUGCUGGUAUCACCGAUGGUAUGGAGCAUGUUAAGGGUCUUCGAGCCUGGCGGUGGCUCUUCAUCAUUGAGGGAGCUAUUACUAUAGUGGUUGCGUUCUUUGCCAUGUGGAUCCUGCCCAACUUCCCUCGUACCACUACAUGGCUUUCGGAAGAGGAAAAGCAACUCGCUACAUGGCGUCUCGAGGAAGACAUCGGCGAAGACGACUGGGUUGAUUCCGAACAACAGUCACUCCUUCAUGGCGCGAAACUCGCCUUUACCGACUUGAAGACCUGGAUUCUUAUGCUACACAUCUUGUGUAUCGUUUCCUCCGCCUCCGUGACUAACUUCUUCCCAACUGUUGUGGAAACGCUCAAUUACGGCCGGAUCGAGACUCUCCUCCUUACCGCUCCACCUUACUGCCUGGCAGUCAUCAGUGCCUUCUUCAAUGCCUGGCACUCGGACCGUACAGGCGAGAAAUACUUCCAUAUCACAGCUCCUCUGUACAUCUCGGUGGCCGCAUUCAUCAUCGCCGCGACCACCACCGGUGUAGCUCCCCGCUACCUCUCCAUGAUGCUGAUGGUUCCCUCCCUGUACGCCGGUUACGUCGUGGCCCUGGGCUGGAUCUCGAGCACCCUUCCUCGUCCUGCAUCCAAGCGUGCCGCCGCACUGGCUGCCAUCAACAUGGUCAGCAAUGCCAGCAGUAUCUACGCCAGUUACAUGUACCCUGACCAUGAUGCGCCUCGCUUCAUCACCGCCAUGAGUGUCAACUGCGUUACUGCAUUUAUUGCUAUUCUCUCUGCCACUAUUCUCCGAAUCAUCCUUGUCCGUCUGAACAAGAAGCUUGACCGGGGUGAUGCCCUCAACGAUGGCGGUGUUCCUGGACAGGCCAGUUCCAGAGGUUUCCGCUUCUUGGUUUAG
Molecule: messenger RNA, 1527 nt
Organism: Aspergillus fischeri NRRL 181
Lineage: Eukaryota; Fungi; Ascomycota; Eurotiomycetes; Eurotiales; Aspergillaceae
Product: putative MFS transporter
Exons: 7
Coding region: 1-1527 (508 amino acids)
Biological process (GO): transmembrane transport
Cellular component (GO): membrane
Molecular function (GO): transmembrane transporter activity
Source: RefSeq, a predicted model, not a curated record